Panonychus citri (citrus red mite) is the source of this 3332-nucleotide messenger RNA. RefSeq lists its product as uncharacterized. The record is from RefSeq and is a predicted model, not a curated record. Bases 18 to 2999 code for a protein of 993 amino acids. Lineage: Eukaryota; Metazoa; Arthropoda; Arachnida; Trombidiformes; Tetranychidae. The transcript is spliced from 4 exons.
AAUAAUUAGUAAUUAUCAUGUUACAAUUUUCCGGAUCUAUUGUGUUCUCAAUGUUUUUACAAUUUCUUUUCUCAAUUUCUUUUAUUAUUUUCCAUUCAUGUGAAGCUUUUACCUGUCCCGAUAAAGGUAAAACUGGAGCAUCUCAAGUUCCUCUUAUAACAUCACUUGUUGCCCAUCAAACUGGAUAUCAAACUAAAAUUGAAUUGGUCACUGGUUCUGGUCAUUUAUUUACCAUCGAUGAGACUUUUAAUCAACUGAAUUUCGUGGGAAACGUUAAGGUUAAUGAUGGAGCUGGUUAUCAACAUAAAUUUUUCUGGUACCAUCUAGAAGCCAAAGAAUCAUUUUUCGUUGGUAUUGAUCAAUCUUGUUCUGCCAAAAAUUUAACUGAUAAUGUUAAAAAAUCAAUUAUCAAUGAUUGGCUAGCAUAUAGUAGAUUAUCAGAUGAAACGGACAUUUCAAAUGACCCUCAAGUCUUAGGUCCAAUGCUUUUAUUUACUUAUAUGAGAAGCAAAUUGGAUAAUCUAAGAUAUUUGGAUAAAGUUAAUCUCGAUGGUCGUCAAGUUUAUCAAUGGUUUUACUGUUUAAAAGACGACGGACCUUAUAUCGAUGUUUACUUUGACUCGAAUAAUAAUUUUCCAGUCCGUUUGGUUGCCACUUAUCCUGAUGAUCCAACCCUUACCACUACUCUAAAUGUAAUCACAUUUGAACCUUUAACUAAUCAACUUAACGAUUUGAUUACUUACCCUUAUGGUUAUGGUUGCGAACGACUCAACCCCUCGACUAUUGUGAUCCCGCAAUUUGCUCAGGCCGAUACUUUUACCUUGGACAUGGAAGCUGCUCUCUUUUUCACCCAACCUGAUCGAUCGGCCGUUACUACAGCACGAAUAGCUCGAUACCAAGGAAUCUAUUCAUAUGAUCUUAAAGAGAAUGGAUUAUCAAAGCGAAUCGUUCAUGACCCUAAACUUUUGAUUGAUUUUCAAAUUGAUCCAAUUUCGGGUUCAUGUUUUGAAGAUCAAGCUUCUAAUGGAGCGGGUUAUGGAUUCACUUACCUUCGGUGGCCUUAUGCUGAAAAUGAAGCCUACAAUCUUCUAGAUGAUUCGGUUCUUAAUUUGGAGAGUAAAAAAUUAAAUUACAUGGGACAAAUUGUCGAAGAAAAUAAACGUUUGGAUAUUUUCGAAGCAAAAUUGAACUCUUUUUUCGCUUUUCCCGAUGAUGCCAAAUUCGAUGGACUUGUGACCUACUUUUUCCCUGCCAUAUACGACAAAAGACAAUCAGUUCGCAAUCAAGCUCCAUUAAGAAUGGUAAUCAAACCUUCCCGUGAAUUGACUGAAAUUUAUGCAGUUAAAGUUGUUGAAAAAAUAGAUAUUAAAGUGAUCGAAUACCAAGAAAAAGCAAUCGAUUUCGAGGACAGAUUUGACAUCUCUGAAUGUUUCGAUAAACCUGAAGACUAUACUUGGUUUCAAAUCGUUUUCUCUGGUAAAAAAGACGACCUUGAAUCUUGGAAAGAUCAAGACGAAGUAUUAAAAUCGAUAACCAGAAAAGUUCUUUCAUUUAUUCCCGAGAUUCGAAUACCAGAUAUACAAGUUUCGUACCUUGGAAGUGUCGUUUACAUUUCGUGUAAACUAUUGGAAAGACCAAGUUAUCAAUACGAUUUCUACAAGACUCCUGGUUUCACAGUCGAGAAUCCAACCAAAAUUAUCCAGCGAGAUCACGAACAAGAUUGUGGUGAAAUUUGUUCCGAAGAUGAAUUUUGUACCAACUUUGCGUAUUGUAAUAAUCUCGAGUGUCGUUUAUUCAGUUCAACAAAGGGAACAACUUAUCCUUUCAUCGAGGAAUCAACUGAUUGUGAUGGAUUUAGUCGUAAUAAUUAUUUCGUUUCACCGAAAACUCAAGUGGAAGCGAAUUUCCUUAAAUCGUCCAAGAGUUUAAUCCAUGAGAUUAAGGCGAAAAUCUCCAAAGGAGAAUUAAAUGUAAAAGAUCCAAAUCUUUCGGCAUUAGAUUUGUUCAUUGUUUCGGGUCCAGAUGAACUUGGUGAUCCAGAUAAACUUUUCCAAGAUGACGAUGUUGGACUAACUAAUAUCGCCGAUCAUUAUCAAGUCUUUUUGUCGGGCCGUCGAUUGUCCCAAGGAAACUCGAUGCUUGGCUUAGAUUAUUCAUCUUGUUUAAACGAGUGUGACAACGAUGAUAAUUGUUUAAUUGUGUCAUUUUGUUCAUCACGAAAAGGUGAAUGUAUUUUAGGCAAUUCGACAGAAAAUAUCAACCAAGAAUCAACUUAUUCCAGUGAAGGAUGUAAUAUAUUAUCAAGAUCAUAUUCAUCUUUCUUUAAGAAACUUCCGGGUCGAAGUUUGAUCUUUGAUGCUGAGCAAACUUUGGAAAACAUUAGCGUCGAAGACUGUGCUCGAGCUUGUGUCCAAUCAUCAUCUAAAUCAUGUGAAGCAUUUGAUUACUGCCCUGAGGCUGGAAUGGUUCAGAACUCAAAAACUAAAAUCAAAGCUUGUUUCCUUCACACUUUUCAUCUUGCCAAAGACUCAGCAAGUGCCAUUGAUGGUAAAAUCUGGAAUUUCACCGAAACCCAAUGCGAUCAUUAUGCAAAAAUACUAUCAAAAGAUUACAAGCAACUUGUUGGUUACAAGUUUAAUCUUAAUGAGGAAUCAAUGAUCUUACAAACUUCCGAUGUUUCCCUUGAAAAUUGCGCUGGAAGCUGUAUAACUACUGGUAAUUGCAAAUCAUUUGAUUAUUGUGAAAAUCAAUCACAAUCAGGAAUGAUUACCUCUAAAUGUCGUCUUUCUUCAAUUAAACCUGAUGCAAAAUCAAGUAAAUCCUUAGAAAGUUCAAUAGAAAGAUGUUCAAUCUAUGUUACCACUUAUGUUGAUCCGAAUACAAUUAAUUCAUCAAAAUCUCAUUCGAAAGCUUGGCUUCUCAUUUCAUUGAGUUUCUUCACAUUUAUCAUCGCUUUCACUAUUGGUUUGGUUGCUGCUCGAUAUUAUUAUAAACGUUAAUCAAGUUUAAUUACUAUUAAUUUAUUAAUCUUCGUGUAAAAUAUUCAGAUGAAAAAGUACAACAAUCAUUGUGAUUUGAUUUGAUAGCCUAAUUAACUUAUAAAGAUCUGUAGAAAUCUUUAAUCAAUUGUAAACAUACAUUUCCGUGUUUCCUUAAUUAUCUGAUGCUUGAUUGAGAAUUGUUCAUAAUUAAUCUCAAAUUACUGUUUUUCCCUCUAAAGUGAAAGAUGAUAUUCAUCUCAUGAUAAUCCAUGUUAAAUUGUUGAUCAUUACAUGAUCAACACGGCGAUUCGCUUAAUCACAAUCAUAAUUGUAAUUAAAUUUUAUUUCCAU